Messenger RNA from Closterium sp. Naga37s-1, 423 nucleotides. The record is from the annotation of a GenBank genome assembly. NCBI's taxonomy places the organism in Eukaryota, Viridiplantae, Streptophyta, Zygnematophyceae, Desmidiales, Closteriaceae.
AUGUCCCUGAGAAGCGUUAUGUCGACCAGCUUCGAAGCGGAUGAGCGUGACGCAGCACAGGGGCGUGCCAAGGAGGGGGGUGUGCUCAGGGGGACUGUGAAGACGAGCCAGGGGGACUAUGAAGACGAGCCAGGGGGACUGCUACCAGGGGGACUGCUACCAGGGGGACUGCUACCAGGGGGACUGCUACCAGGGGGACUGCUACCAGGGGGACUGCUACCAGGGGGACUGCUACCAGGGGGACUGCUACCACAAGUGCGUGACGGCAGCAGGCCAGGCGAGGCGCGCGCAGGAAUGGUGUCCGGGCCGACAGAUGCAACAGUGGGCAACAGAGCAGCGACAGCAGAACAGGAAGCAGAGCGUGCGGAGGCAGAGGCAGCAGGAGAGCGGUGGGGUGGCGGCAGAGUUGAAUCAGCGAUGUAG